Molecule: messenger RNA, 1173 nt
Organism: Rhodotorula toruloides NP11
Lineage: Eukaryota; Fungi; Basidiomycota; Microbotryomycetes; Sporidiobolales; Sporidiobolaceae
Product: BTB/POZ-like domain containing protein
Exons: 3
Coding region: 1-1173 (390 amino acids)
Molecular function (GO): protein binding
Source: RefSeq, a predicted model, not a curated record
AUGGCCGUCGAACCGGGCUCACUGAAGAGCGAGUCGACGACUUGCUCGCGGAUUAUCGUCGUCGCGGAGGCCAAGAUUAACUUCUCGGACCAUUUGGACUACGUCGCGACACUCGACAACGUCCCUCUGCCCGGCAAAUGGCAUAUCAGGUUCCAUUACGCGUGGAGUACUGUUACUGCACAGUUCGAGCAUGAAGCGGUCGAGGUCGGCGCAUUGGGAUUCAGCGCGACAUACAACGUUUCGCUCGACGUGUACCGCGGUCAGUGGCGUCGGAUAAGUACGAAGCGACCGGGGCCCAACGGUACCGUCUGUGCCUCGAAUUGGAUUGCUUCGGCGCGCAUGUCCCGGGGCAACGUCCUCCUCUCCCGUUCACCGACCCUCGACCUCCUCGCUAAUCCGCACGACAUCUGCCUCUUCUUCCCGCGACACAACGGCAGACUCUGGACCCGAUCCGACGUUCUGGCCGGCCUCUCUCCCUACUUCAAGACGCUCCUUUCGUCAGGCUUUGCCGACUCCAUCACUGUUCCGGCUAAACGGGCGCGGACCGAGAGCCAGGCCUCCUCGGUCGUCUCGGCGACCGAGAAGGACUUUGAUGAUUCGGACGACGAGACGGAUGGUGUCUAUUUCCGCAGGAACCCGGCCAAGAAGAGCGAGGAGGAUGCGGUCAUCGAGCACAAGAAGGUGACGAUCACGGGCACCGCAUUCUCGACCUACCGCGCCGUCCUCGCCUACAUCCGAACCGGCUACAUUGCCUUUGCCCCUCUCUCCUCGACAUGCCCAGCCGCAGGGUCGUCGAAAGACACUCGCAAGGCACGUGUCAAACUGGCCGCAGCAGCGAAACCCGACAUGCCCUACCCCGUCUCGCCCAAAUCGACCUUCCGCCUCGCCCACCUCCUCGAACUCGAAGACCUCCAGCGCCUCUGCCUCUCGAACGUUCAAGAGACUCUCACGCCCGACUCGGCCGCACACGAACUCUUCGACGAGGUCUCGGUCUUGCACGAGGCGUGGAGGCGGGUGGUGAUUGAGUAUGUGGUGGCGAAUUGGGAUGCGGUGCAUGCGACGAAGGGGUGGAAGGAGGUUGAGAGGAGGGUCGAGGAGGAGGAGGUGCCCGGUGCGGCGAAGAUCAUGGUGCAGCUGAGCAGGGCGAGGGAGAAGGCGAGGGGUGCGUAUUAG